Vigna unguiculata (cowpea) is the source of this 1639-nucleotide messenger RNA. RefSeq names its product F-box protein At3g12350-like. Gene Ontology annotation, cellular component: cytoplasm; SCF ubiquitin ligase complex. Lineage: Eukaryota; Viridiplantae; Streptophyta; Magnoliopsida; Fabales; Fabaceae. Gene Ontology annotation, molecular function: protein binding. Gene Ontology annotation, biological process: gibberellic acid mediated signaling pathway; SCF-dependent proteasomal ubiquitin-dependent protein catabolic process. The record is from RefSeq and is a predicted model, not a curated record.
UUUACUAGAUGCGUGACGCUUGUAGUUGUCGUUUUACUGGUACUCAACACAUUGGCCAGGCAGGGUUUCUUAACGAACCACAGUAAUGGAGGAGGAAGGAAUGAUUCCAUAGCGUUAAAGAAUCUACCAAACUCCAUAGCUCAUAUAUCUCUCCACCACGUCACUCUUCUUCUUCUUCAACUCGAUUUUAUUUACUUCCAAGAAAAACAAGAAGAUGGUGAAUCAGGAAAACGACGACGUUUCGUCUUCCUUCACCGAUUUUCCGGUGGACAUCCAGGUCUGCAUCCUCUCUUUCCUCGCCCCAUCGGAAAUCGCCACCCUGGCCUGCACGUCCAAGCAAUUGGGUUCUCUCUGUGCCCGUGACUCCAAGCUGUGGUUCAGCAUGUGCCAGCGCAGGUGGGGUUCCAAGACCACCAUCACACAAUGGGGCAAAGCCAAGGGCACAAUCUCCUACAAGCACCUCUACCAUACCCUUCACCACUGGGAGAAUCUCCUUGGUUUUUGGCGCCGAAGCGGAUCUGAAACCCCUUUGUUGCUAUUCUUCGAAUGGGGUCCCUCGUUUAUCUCCGCGUCUAGGGUUUCCCCUUCCGAAUCCCUCGCCUAUGGAGUCACCAAAACGCCUUUCCUCUGGAUGAGUCUCUCGGAAGAUGGGGACGUGGUUACAUUUCUCGAUCCUGAUGGAAAGCCCGGGGUGGAACGCGGGAUUCAGAGCGAAUUGGUUGCUGUGGAGGUUAGUUUAAUGGGAAAAACGCACUUUGUUGUGGAGGAAAAGCAGUUUAGGGGUUCUAUCAGUGAUGAUUGCGGAGAUGAGGUUGUGGAGAGUGGAUCGCCGCCGGAGAAACUGAUGGCGGAGAUUUACCAGCAUUUCGCGAAUCCGCGGAGUCCUGGCGGGGACCGGUCCCGGAGACAGCGCCGCAGGGAGAAGGAGAGGCUCGCUAGGCGGAAGUGGGAGUCUCAACAUUUUGUCAAGAUCGUGAAUUGCUCGCCCACGCCGGAGAGACCCUUGCAGGGCAUCUGGAAGGGAAUUUGUGGCGACAGGAGUCUGGCAUUUUACCUGGUUGCAUAUGAUGAUAUUGGAGGCAUUUCCUGCCGUCGGAUCGGGGAUCAUCCAGAACGAAUUUUGGGAUAUGGCCCAGUUUUCUGGACGUCAAAUGCUACAUUUUUGGAAUCUCCAUUUCCUCUCGAGGAAGAAUCAUUGUACGCUAGUCGGGUUCAUCUUAGACCACUCCAACCUGUCAAUGAAAGUGAGUUCUCUUUGUCAGAUGAUGAAGUGGUGAACGGAAUUCAGGAUAUCCGGGUCUCAGAAAAUGUAGUAAAUAGGAUUCUUCACAUAAGCUCAAGUUAUGAUUUAGUUGUUCCAAACCUUUCCGGGACAAUAAAUCCAAGUGCUGAGGGAAGGAUUUGGCAGUACCAGAACGGUACUUUUGGAUUUGGAUUCCUCUCAGAUAAUUUGGUUAUAGACAUGAAACACAUUGUACAUAAUGGUUGUAUUGUGGAUACUGUAAAGGCUUCUCCUCAUUGAUUUCCUCUCCUGCACUUUCUCUGUUCAUAUAGAUACAUCAUGAAGUCAGAUGUCACUUAAACUUUGUGGCAUAUUGUAUGGUUAGCUUUGAAAUAAUAACAAUUCUUCUAGACUGUA